AUGAAUAGAAAGAGGGACUCACUGGAGAAAGUGACCACGUCGGCUUGUGGUGAUGAUGGUGAUUUGCAGUCGGGGGCCGAAUUUGAGGUGUUCUUGAAUUUCAGAGGCCCCGACACCCGCCUUAACUUCACCGAUUGUCUCUAUCACUCCUUGGUUGGAGCUGGGAUUCGUGUUUUUAGAGACAAUGAAGAGAUCCGAAAGGGAGAAAAGAUUGGAGGCGAGCUUCUCCAUGCCAUCGAAUCCUCCAAAAUAUACGUGCCCAUCUUCUCCAAGAACUAUGCAUCCAGUGCGUGGUGUCUUCGUGAGCUCACGCACAAGGUGGAGUGCUCAAGCAAAGCAAGUGACAAAUUGACCCUACCCAUUUUCUAUAAUGUGAAUCCUGACGACGUGAAACUUAAAACUCGAUUAUACCUUGACGAUUUGGAGAAGCAUGAGAAGAAGUUCAUGCGUGAUGAAGUUCUAGGAUGGAAGGAGGCUCUGACCGAGGUCGCAACAGUCAAAAGGAUGGGGCAUGAAGGACAAAGGGUAAGAGUCCAUGGUGAAAUCAUUAACACUAUUGUUGAUGAGAUUUUGACCAAACCGACGAAAAGAAAGAGCAAUUUGCCUGAUCAUUUAGUUGGGAUUGAUGAUCAUGUUGAAGCUAUCAUGGACAAGUUAAACGAUGGUUCUCAUGAUGUUCGCUACUUGGUCAUUUAUGGAAUGGGCGGUAUCGGCAAGACAACUCUCGCAAGUGCUGUCUUUAAUCAAAUCUCCAAUCAAUUUCAAGGUUAUAGCUUCCUUUUGGACAUUCGCGAAUCUAUGCAACAUGGUAGAAUGGUUGAGUUACAAAAACAGUUGUUAUCAGAAAUCCUCUAA
This is a messenger RNA of Eucalyptus grandis, 855 nucleotides long. RefSeq names its product toll/interleukin-1 receptor-like protein. The transcript is spliced from 2 exons. Gene Ontology annotation, biological process: signal transduction; defense response. The coding region runs from base 1 to 855 and encodes 284 amino acids. Gene Ontology annotation, molecular function: ADP binding. The record is from RefSeq and is a predicted model, not a curated record. NCBI's taxonomy places the organism in Eukaryota, Viridiplantae, Streptophyta, Magnoliopsida, Myrtales, Myrtaceae.